ACUCACAAACAAGGCCAACGUUCAACGCAGCGCUGGGUAAAUGUAUCACCUCACAUCAGUGUAAACUUCAGGCGGGUCGACAUCUUGACAGGUCAAGAGCUUCCCAAGAGGAGGAUAUAUUAGAGGAAGGGAGUCAUCUUUAGAGGACCAAACACCUCCGGAACUGCAGCUGCUGGGAGCCGCAUCAACCAUGAGGAUCGUCAGCAUAGGCCCAGACCCAUCGUUGGCAUAUCGGCCAAAUUUGAUGCCUGAAGCAAAAGAGAAGGAAGACUACAGAAACUUUAAGACUGGAAGUCUGUUCGACCGUGUUUAUAACACGUACAAACUGAUGCACACGCACCAGACGCUGGAUUUUGUCAAACAAAAGCACUCUGAAUGGAGCAGCUGCAGCCGCACUCAGAUGACCAUGAUGGACGCCAUCAUGUCUCUGGACCAGCUUGUUGAUGAGUCAGAUCCAGACGUGGACUUCCCAAACUCUUUUCACGCCUUUCAGACGGCUGAAGGCAUCCGGCAGGCCCACCCGGACAAAGACUGGUUCCAGCUGGUGGGUCUGAUCCAUGAUGUUGGGAAGAUCUUAGCUCUGUGGGAUGAGCCACAGUGGGCUGUAGUGGGCGACACCUUCCCUGUGGGCUGCGAGUUUCAAAACUCAAUCGUGUUCAGAUCCAACUCUUUCCAGGAUAAUCCAGAUGACAAAAACCCUGCAUACAGGACUAAAUAUGGAAUCUACGAACCAAACUGUGGACUUGACAACAUCUACAUGUCCUGGGGCCACGAUGAAUAUCUUUACAGAGUUCUAAAGAAAAAUGAGUGUUCUGUCCCAGAAGAGGGGCUGUACAUGAUCCGCUACCAUUCUUUCUACCCCUGGCAUUCGCAUGGAGACUACAUGCAUCUGUGCAAUGAGAAGGACCUGGAGAUGAUGCCGUGGGUCCAAGAGUUCAAUAAAUUUGACUUGUACACAAAAACCACUGAGCUGCCGGACGUGGAUAACCUGAAGCCAUACUACCAGUCGCUGAUCGACAAGUACUGUCCUGGAAUACUGCAGUGGUGAAGCAGCAGGAGGAGGAGACGCUGCCAACAGAAAUCAUCAGAUUCUGCAAUAAGAUUUAAUGUAUUAGUUAAAAAA
Messenger RNA from Oryzias melastigma (Indian medaka), 1123 nucleotides. RefSeq names its product myo-inositol oxygenase (gene miox). Gene Ontology annotation, cellular component: cytoplasm. Bases 191 to 1048 code for a protein of 285 amino acids. The transcript has 10 exons. NCBI's taxonomy places the organism in Eukaryota, Metazoa, Chordata, Actinopteri, Beloniformes, Adrianichthyidae. Gene Ontology annotation, biological process: inositol catabolic process. The record is from RefSeq and is a predicted model, not a curated record. Gene Ontology annotation, molecular function: iron ion binding; inositol oxygenase activity.